Biomphalaria glabrata is the source of this 1911-nucleotide messenger RNA. RefSeq names its product plasminogen receptor (KT)-like. The record is from RefSeq and is a predicted model, not a curated record. Bases 323 to 787 code for a protein of 154 amino acids. Gene Ontology annotation, cellular component: plasma membrane. Lineage: Eukaryota; Metazoa; Mollusca; Gastropoda; Planorbidae. The transcript is spliced from 5 exons. Gene Ontology annotation, biological process: positive regulation of plasminogen activation.
UUGUUAUUGUGAUCAAAUAAACUACUGCAAAAUUUGAGCUUAUGUCACUGUGUGUGACUACAAAUCUAGCACCGUACAUCGUAAGAACUAGGCCCUACUUUCGUGUUUAAAUUGAGACUUAAGACUAAGAAACAAAAAGAGAGCUAGAUCUAGUCUAUCUCUUUUCAUGUAAGUAUCAACACCACACCAAUAAUUUUUACACAAUUUCAAUUUGAAUUUCUCAAGUCUGUACUUUGUAACUCACUCACUCACUGAACUUGAAGUCACUGUAGUAAGAGUCUGUAGUACUUUUCAUUAAGGGUAAACAAGCACCACUAUUAAAAUGGGAAAUAUAGUAGGAAAAGCCAUGGAUGAGAAUUUAAAGAAAAACCAGGAGUUUAUGCUGAAGACACAGCAAUUGCAGCUAGAACGUCAGCUAGCUAUGCAGAAUGAAAUCAGGGAGAGACAGAUGGCAGCCAUGAUAGCUAAAUCUCGGGAUGUGUUUUGGUUUUAUACUACAUUUGAAACUUUAUUUUCAACGGGUCUAACAUUAGGAGCUCUUCGCACUAAAAGGUACAGCUUGCUUGUGCCGAUAAUACCUCUCAGCUUUAUCUUUGCUUACCAGUGGGACUUGGCUUAUGGAAGCAAGCUAACAAGAAUUAGAGAAAUGGCUGACAGAAUCAUAGACGAGGAACAUCAUUUGCUGGAGCUGCCUCAUGGUCUGCCAACAUUUUCAUCCGUUGAAGCUGCACGUUUGGCGCAGAAGAAAAACCAGCCUUUCAAACCUGGACAUGACAUUUUUUUGUAACUUGUUGACAUUUAUACAGCAUUAUACAUAAUAAGCAGAUUUAUUUGUUAGAAUCUGACUCCAAACACACUCUUUACUGUAGAUAGGUAUUUAAGUUUACAUAAACUGUGUUUCUCUGUAGAUAGGUAUUAAAGUUUACAUAAACUUGUGUUUCUGUUAGUUGCAAGUUAUUAAUCAAACAUUUUUUCUUGUAUUUGUGCAUUAUUAAAAUUACAUAUCUAUAUAUACAUCAGCAUUGAGAAGUUGUACAAAGUGGUUGGGGUGUCUUGAUAUAGAAAAUGAUUAUGUUGCCAUGUUUAAAUUGUGUAAAUUUCUACAAGUAUACUAAUUAAAUCAUUCUGCAUUCAUUUUUUUUUUUUCUUUUGGAUAAGUUGUUUAUAACUGUGCCAUACAUAAAGCUGUGCUAAAAUCUCUUUCAUGUUAGUGUAUUUAUUUAUGUAUAUUACACUUGCGUUUGGGGAAUAGAAUAUUUUACAUUUACUCUGCACAUACUUAUUUUAGUUUUGAUACUUUUUUUAUUUGAAUUAUAUAUUCUGUAUGCUAGUACAUUUAUUUGUUUCUAAAUAUUUAAUGUUUAACUAUGCCACUCUCUUAGAUUGUCAAAAUUGUCAAAAAAUUAUUUUAUCUUGCUGAUUAUUAAGAUUAAAUCAUCUCUCAAGAUUAGAAGUGUUUAAGUAAUUACUAGUUUGUUGUCUUGUUUUUAAGAAUGUUGUUGCCCAUGACCUUAAAAAAAAGGGUCUGAACAGUCAUUUAGGCUUAAAAAUGUGUCCUUAUGUUAUAAAAUUAAAGCUUUUUAGGUUAAAAAAAAUGGAAGCUUAGAUUACAUUCAUGUAAAGUAGAUAGUGAACAUUGCUUUUCUGGUAUUCUUUUCAUUUAUAUAUUUGAUAAGACUUUUUUUUUAUGAAUCAUACUUGUGAUUGUUGUUUUUUUUUUUGCUUGAUUUGUAUGGUUUUGAAUUAUGUGAAAUACGUUAAUCAUCUACAAAUAAGAAAUUAUAAUAAAUGUAGUUAAUUUUUGUUAAUUUAUUUUUAUGUGUGUUUGUGAUUUACUGUGAUUUAUUUUAAGUUAUAACUGUAAACCUUGUUUAAUGUAGACCAUGGGUCAAUAAAAUAUUAUACACAAUU